GCCAGUUAGUUAGGACCAGACUCAUUUCACCUUCACAAAGACUCUCUCCCGUCCCAAAUCUCCGUCGUCGGCGCCGGUGAUUUACGAGUGACAGGAGAACUAACUAAGAUGAGCCGUUCCCAAUCGACCAGGCGAGUUCAGAUCGGCGAAUCUCAGCGCAUUCGCUACGACGACGAGGAGGAAGAAGAAGAAGAAGAACGUCCCCGUGAAACCCCUUCCGGAACUCCAGAUGAGAGGGAAAACAGCUUUAAGCUCAGGGCUCAGGAAGGAAAAUUGACGGAAGAUCAGGAACCCUUCAUGGGAGUCAAAGUUCGCCGCAAAGCUUCUAUUCUCAGAGAUUAUCGGGGCGAUUACAUCAAUGUUCCUUCUCGUUCCUAUAUCAUGAAGAUCCUCGAGAAACAAGGUGAUAAAAAGGUCCUCUUUGCUGAUAAAGUUUUGAAGUUCACCAGCACUGGAAAAAUGAAGAAACAGAUACUUUUAAUCACAGACUACGCCAUUUACACGCUUGACCCUACCACAGAUGCCCUUAAGAGAAGGAUUGCCCUGGCUGCGGUUGAAAAGCUUUCCUUAAGCGAGCUAAGUGAUAAUUUCAUUGCGAUUAGCAUACCAACUGAGUAUGAUAUGCUCAUGGCUAGUACCCGAAAGACUGAAAUUGUUACCAUUUUGGUGGAAGCUAUAAAGGAGUCAUCAAACUAUGAGCUGGAGGUGCAUUUUGCCAAUAAGUUUGAGUACCUGGCAGCAGCUAAUAUUGAGAAGGAAGUUAUAUUCGAAGAAGUGGAAGGUGGUGUAAGAACAAGAAUGGUUCGCAAAUGAGAUGUAUUGGCAAUUGAUGACUCAAUGUUAAGAUGGAGCAAGUUAGUUUCCUCCUUCUUUCAUGUCCACGAAAAUUGCUUCAAUUCACACCAUUAUUUGGUAAACUAAGAUUAGGUCUUGGCUUUACGAGUUCAAUUGAUCAGGAUCUGGUCUAUAGGAUUGUACAUCUGUAUCCGUGUUUAGUUCUUGGCUUGUUGCAUAUUUGAGGUUCUGUUGUUAUCAGAGUAUCGUUUAUCAAAAUGAAUUUCGUAAAUUAUGUACAAAUAUUUUGUAUUGCUUGCAAAUUUAUUAUCAGUAUAAGUAAAUGAAGUUACGACUAUUACAUUGAGAAUA
Messenger RNA from Impatiens glandulifera, 1146 nucleotides. Its product is annotated as myosin IB heavy chain. Gene Ontology annotation, cellular component: myosin complex. The record is from RefSeq and is a predicted model, not a curated record. Gene Ontology annotation, molecular function: cytoskeletal motor activity. The coding region runs from base 109 to 813 and encodes 234 amino acids. The transcript has 4 exons. NCBI's taxonomy places the organism in Eukaryota, Viridiplantae, Streptophyta, Magnoliopsida, Ericales, Balsaminaceae.